AGAGAAAUAUCCAACACAGCGCUAUUCAAUUGAAGUAGAGAGCAGAUAUGGCUAUAGCUUCAGCAGCGCCAUUAAUGGCAAUGAACGGAGCUCUAAAAAUGGCGACAAAUUCACAAUCAUACUUGGAAGUUCAGGAUAACUCAAUUCCUAAACCUCAACAACUUAUCGUCAUCUCCCCUUCAGGGGUGCAGAAGGAAAGGAUGGUGGAAGAGGAUAUGUAUGUGUUAUCUGCACCAUUGGCCACAUCUUACCCGCAUAAGCCUCCCAAGUAUUCUGAUUGUGCUCCUCUGUUUUUAAAGGUACAAUUGAAUCAUCGCUAUCAUGAUGCCACAGUUAAACUUAAUCAGUUCGGACUGGACUGGACAACAACAACUCAUGGUCCUAUUCAUAACUGCAAUGGUGCUUUAGACAGCACUCGAAAUGUCAAGAUGUCUGCAAAAGCAGGUGUUCUUGCUUCAAAUGGUGACAUUGAGCCAUUAAGGCGCUGCAUCGUUUUGGAUAUUGAAGGAACCACAACGCCCAUAUCAUUUGUUACAGACGUUCUUUUUCCUUAUGCUCGUGAUAAUGUGGGGAGGCAUUUGGAUGCAACAUAUGAUUCUGCAGAAACCCAGGAGGAUAUUAAGCUACUAAGAGCCCAAGUACAAGAAGACUUGGAAAAUGGUGUUGCCGGUGCUGUGCCUAUCCCCUCUAAUGAUGCUGGGAAGGAGAAGGUAAUUGCGGCUUUGGUAAAAAAUGUUGAGGCAAUGAUUAAAGCUGACCGAAAAAUUACUGCCUUAAAGGAGUUACAGGGGCAUAUAUGGCAAACGGGAUUUAAAAAUAACGAGUUAGAGGGAGUUGUUUUUGAUGAUGUGCCCGAAGCUCUUGAGAGAUGGGCUGCUUCAGGCAUCAAGGUGUACAUAUACUCAAGUGGCAGCAGAUUGGCACAAAGGCUUUUGUUUGGUUACACAAACUAUGGGGACCUGAGAAAAUAUCUCUGUGGAUUUUUCGAUACAACAGUAGGGAAUAAGAAAGAAACAAAAAGUUACCAUGAAAUUACAGCAUCCUUGGGGGUAGAUCACCCAUCCGAGAUUUUGUUCGUGACUGACGUCUAUCAAGAAGCUAUAGCUGCAAAGCCAGCAGGUUUGGAAGUGAUAAUAUCUGUCAGGCCAGGGAAUGGACCUCUUCCAGAUAAUCAUGGAUUUAGGACAGUCAAGUCCUUUUCAGAGAUCUAAAGAUGGACUAUGUUGCUCACCCCCCCCCCC
Messenger RNA from Solanum stenotomum, 1241 nucleotides. Its product is annotated as probable bifunctional methylthioribulose-1-phosphate dehydratase/enolase-phosphatase E1 1. Bases 48 to 1211 code for a protein of 387 amino acids. Gene Ontology annotation, molecular function: acireductone synthase activity; magnesium ion binding. The record is from RefSeq and is a predicted model, not a curated record. Lineage: Eukaryota; Viridiplantae; Streptophyta; Magnoliopsida; Solanales; Solanaceae. The transcript is spliced from 8 exons.